Molecule: messenger RNA, 501 nt
Organism: Lactuca sativa (garden lettuce)
Lineage: Eukaryota; Viridiplantae; Streptophyta; Magnoliopsida; Asterales; Asteraceae
Product: serine/threonine-protein kinase BSK1
Biological process (GO): brassinosteroid mediated signaling pathway
Molecular function (GO): protein kinase activity
Source: RefSeq, a predicted model, not a curated record
AUGGUGAAUUCUUUUAGUUGCAUGGAUGAAGCAUGGGGAAUUGGAAAGUUGAGGCAUAAUCGGGUGGCUAAUUUGAUUAGAUAUUGUUGUGAUGGAGAUGAAAGGAUACUUGUUGCAGAUUAUAUGCCUAAUAAUACUAUAGCAAAUCAUGUAUUUCAAUGUAUGCUUCCGAGUAAUCAUAAUCAGGAUGUAAUCAAACAUGUUGUAGGAGGUGGGAUUGACAUUGUAAUAUUUACUUUGAUGGUGUUGAAUGUUUGGCAAGUUAUAAUUUGUGUAAGGAGGGAGAAUCAAACGAUCAAAUGGGCAAUGUAUUUAUGGGUCGCUCUAUGUAUUGAUGAGGCAUUGGAUUAUUGUAGUAGUGAAGGUCGUCCAUUGUAUCAUGAACUGAAUGCCUAUAGAGUAAUCUUUCAUGAGCAGAAUGAUGAUCCGAGAAUUAUGUGUUUUGGGUUGAUGAAACAUAGCAGGCAUAGAAAAAGUUACAGCACAAAUCUUGCAUUGUAA